ACCCAGCAUCAUCCCGCGGUUUCCCCCGUUUCAAAGCUGCUGUUUACCCAUUGAAAAUCACUCGAAAAAGCAGCGGAUCCCGAUGGCAUGGACACUUAUGCAAGGUCUGCCGCGCUGCCGUGCUACUGGAGCCUACUUGCUGUCUCUUCAUUCAACCCAGCUCCAUCGCCAUCGCCCCGCAGCCGAGAGAGCCCUGCCGCAACGCGACCAGCGACCACCGAGCCAAAGCAGGCGGCAUGAGGCUUGAUUCAGUACAUUUAUCCAUGCUGGUCAUCGGGGUCUCAUUCGCCUGCUACUCCCCGAGUUUGAAUUCCCUGCAGGACCAGGCUUACAAAUCCGCCGUGGUGAUCGAGGGCAAGGUGCAGUCUACGCCUGUGAACGUCUCCGCGGAGCCGUACCGUGUGAAUGUCAAAGUGCUGGAUGUUUGGCCCCUAAACAGCGGGGGUCUGGAGCGAGAACAGCUCGUCACCGUAGGGGAAUUUGGAUCUGAGGCUCCGUGCACCAAAGUGAAGAAGAACCACAAGUACAUUUUUUUCAUGGACCCCACUGACGAGCCCUUGGUUUUCAAGGCAUCGUUUGCGCCUCUGGACACGAGUGCAAAGAACCUAAAAAAGGAUGUUGGGAAGAUCUUGUGUGAGGACUGCGCUGCGGCUCCAAAGUUAAAACCGAUGAAGAAUCCAAUACUAGUGGAUGAGGGAAGCAAGCUCACAGUUAAGUGUGAGGCAACAGGGAACCCUGUCCCUACCUACAGAUGGUUCAAAGAUGGCACUGAGCUGAAGAAAAGCAAAAAAGUCAAAAUAAGGAACAGCCCGAAAAACUCCAGAGUCCAGAUCAGCAGAGCAAAACUGGAGGAUUCUGGGAAUUACACAUGUGUGGUGGAGAACCUGCUGGGAAAGGACAACUCCACUGGCACUGUUAACGUCCAAAGCAUAACCACAACGCUAUCUCCAGGCUCAGGCCACGCCAGAAGAUGCAACGACACAGAGAAGACCUACUGUGUGAAUGGCGGUGACUGUUACUUCAUACAUGGUAUAAAUCAGCUCUCCUGCAAGUGUCCAAAUGACUUUACUGGUGAUCGCUGUCAAACCUACGUUAUGGCCAGUUUCUACCAGCAUCUUGGGAUUGAAUUUAUGGAGGCAGAGGAACUCUACCAGAAACGAGUCCUGACAAUCACGGGUAUUUGUGUGGCUCUGUUGGUGGUGGGCAUCGUGUGUGUGGUUGCCUACUGUAAAACCAAGAAACAAAGAAAGAAGAUGCACAAUCAUCUGCGACAAAACAUGUGUCCAGAACAUCCCAAUCGUAACAUACCUAACGGACCCAAUCACCCAGGACCAGGCCCAGAGGAAAUCCCUAUGGUAGAUUACAUACCAAAGAAUGUCCCUGCAACUGAACGAGUCAUACGGCCUGCAACAGAGGGAUCGUUCCCCACCAGCCAUGCCUCUUCCAGAUCUCACAACUCUUCCACACGAGCCCAUUCAUCAACAAACAGACAAGAGGAACGGACAUGGAGCCUGGAACAUUCUGACGGCUUCCUCUCUGACUCGCCGGGAAUUAUGUCAUCAUCCGUGGGGACCAGUAAAUGCAGCAGUCCUGCGUGCAUUGAGGCACGGGCCCGGCGCGCUGCACACUGUGGUUACUCUGACCCCCCUCGGCCGGGCCUGCAGUAUGGAGACUCCUUCGACUCGCUAGGAGACUCUCCGCACAGCGACAGAUAUGUGUCAGCCCUGACAACACCAGCCCGCCUCUCGCCAGUGGAUUUCCAUUACUCAUUGCCCUCGCAGGUGCCUACCUUCCAGAUCACAUCCCCCAAUGCCAGCCAUGCCAUGUCUCUCCCUCCUGCUGUCCACAACCCCUACCCUCUGGAGGAUGACCAGCCUCUGCUGCGCCGUUAUCAGGUGCCCCUACACGAUGCCCAAUGCCAGGAGCCCUAUCGGCAGCAGCGUCGUACCUAUCUAAAUGACAGCAGGGGCAGCCUGCCCUCCAGUCCCUACCGACUGGCUGAGGAAGAAGACUAUGAGACCACCCAGGAGUAUCUCUCCUCUCGGGAGCAACCAAAGAGAAGUGGGUCCAGUGGAACUGGUAGCCGGCGCUGGCGGAGAUCCAGACUGAAUGGCCACGUGGCCCCGCGUGGAUAUGAAGCAUCUCGGGACUAUGGGUCUCGAAGCUGCCUAACAGAUAGUGAGUCAGAGGAGGGCGGUGAGAGCACGCCCUUCCUCAGUAUGCAGAACAUGAAUGCCGAGCCCUCCACCAUCUACAGGCCGGUGGACAGUCGGACUUCUCACUCAUCGGGGCGGCACAGUGGGCAUGGGAACAUGCAUACAAGACUUACACACUCACGCUCCAAACCGGACAAUACACCCCAUUAAAGAGUGAAAAUGAACCAACAAAAAUCAAUAUAGUAUAGACCUGCAUCUAUAAGAAAUAUUUUUAUUUUAUAUAACUGACAGAUAUUCUAAACAAAUGAAAUAUUUAUUUUCAUUUUAGCAAAAGUUGUCUACUAGUUAACAGCAAAGACUUUUUUAUAGGGAAAACUCUAUUUAUAUGUACAUUUUGAUUUACAGCAUAAAAAGAUGUGCCAGUUUUUUCACAACGUAAAAAAUAGAGUAAUAUUGUGGUGCCUUUUGCUGUAUGCCGAUGCCAGAGGGCCAGUGGAGGUUUUUGUAGCCUUUCUUAUAUGGACGCCUCAUUUUUUAUACACAUUUAUGUUCUUUUUCCUCUCUGGUUUCCUGUUUUACUUUCUUUUCAAGUUGCAUUCUUUGAGGAGUCUAGCCCCACUGGAACAUCACCCCUUCCAUGUCACGCAAUAUAAACCACUUCAACAUAAAGUGUAUGUUUACAUUAAUAUGAUUCGCCUAUAGGGUUUAUGAUUUGGGAUCUAAUAGAACGCCUGAUAAAUACAGUGUAGAUCCUAUUUGCCCUGUGACUAACGUCUAACGAGAGGGAGAGAAAGUGAAAGAUUGUGUGGUUGUGUGUGUAAAUGCCUGUGUGAGUGUGUGUGACUGUGUGUGUGUGUGUGUGUGUGUGUGUGUGUGUGUGUGUGUGUGUGUGUCUGUGUGUGUGUGCGCACGCGCGUGUGCAUGUUAGUUUGCUUGCAUGUAUUUGUGAUUGUUAGAUGAAUUUCAUUGUUUGUUGUGGUAACAUCAAACGUGUGGGUCUACUGGUGUCUCAGCAGAGCUGACAGAACAGUGUCUCAGAGGUUCACAGAAUAGUGCUUUAUCAGAACAAUGACACGCCCCACCACCCCCCACCCCCACCCCCAACCCCAGUGUAGGUGAACAGGUAAUGCUGCUUUAGGGUUGUAUGUUAUGCAGGUCAUUGCUUGAUGUGUUUACAGCUAUUCUGCCCCUUUCCCAGCCUGCCCCAGUUAAGUCCCCUCCUAUUCCCCAGCAGGUUUUCCUCAUGUUAGACUAUUAUGAGACCAACAAACACUGAGCCACUUGGCACACAGUGCCCCCUGCCAUCAGAGGUGAUGGCUAAACAAAAAAGAUUGCAUCUGUUUUCACCCAAUUCAGCCCCCAAACCCAUGCCUCAUCAUACGUCUGUGUCCAUUCUGUUGUCGUGGCUCGUGUUAAAGGCCACACAGUGUCUCAGGAUUUCCACAUGCCCCCCACCCCUUUCACCUUAAACCCUGUUCACCCUCCUCCUCAACUUAAGGUCUACCUAAGACUAAGGUUCUCAGAUAAUGAAGGCCUAAAUGUUAACAUACAGUCUACCAGUUCCCUGAACACUCCCAUCCAGAGAGAAAGAAAGCCAAGCAGAAGCAGCUCAGUGAAGAAACAGUACAGAAUAUACUAGACACUAUAAAUGAAAUAGCUGUGAAACUAUGGAGGGUCAUACAAUGCAAAAAUAUGCAAACUUUCUAUUUUGCUGUUUGAUUACAUUGUUUUCUAAGAGGUGACUGUAGUGUGUUGUGUGUAAAAAAAAAACUAUGUGAUGCCUAGUGUAGAAUGAAAUAUCAUGAUAUAAAUGCAUAUUUACAUGAGUUAGUUUUUAAAGCCAUUAUGCAGCCAUCUAUCAAGUUGUCAGCCUUUCUUGUUCACAUACUCAUGUCCAUUGAAUGACUGUGUCCAUAAAUUAUGUUAUCACUUGGUUUUAGACCGCUCCACUUUACAUGCACACUUCCAAGUAAUGUCAAAUAGCAUCCAAAUAGUGUCUCCUCCAAUAGUACUGUGUACUGCUUUGUCUUGUUGACAGAAAUUGUCAUUUCAAAUUAAAUCCGUAAAUGAUGAUAAUUUCAAAAGUAAACAAAAUCAUGUAAGCCCCCUGUCCUCCACUGAAGAUAAAUAUUUAAAAGAGAAUUCAAGAAAUGUCAAGCCCAUUAAAAGUAACUCAGUGAGAGAGAACAGUUUCUGUUUCUACUCAUUGUUUUAAAAAAAACAACUGAAUGCUGAAUUAUUAGAUGAUUAAUGGUUUAAAAAAAAAAAAAACUCCUAAAAAGAUUGAUCUGCAAUUCUAACUGCUAUGUGGUAAAUGCACAGUGGUAUCGUUAUAGAGAAUGGUCUUGGUCACACCUCACUUGCAGAUAUUUCAUUGAGUUUCUCACCUCUGGGUCUAAUUUUGUAUGUCUGAAAAAUGCAAAAGAAGACAGUGCUCCUCUAGUUUAAUUGUGAUACUCCCUUCACUUUGCCUGUCCUCUCACCCAAUUGAGAUGCUACCAGGCACGUCCUACCAGUCUCUUCUGUUUAAUUUUAUGAUCCCACCCCCCACCUGACCCCACCCUCGCUUGAAAUGUUUGAACACCUCUCUUCUGCAUGUCCUUGUGGUCACGGUUAGAUGGGUGCAUGGUAAAAAAGCAGCAGACAAUUCUUUUCCAGUCAGUGAAAGUGUAUUUCAUUUAACAUUCAGCAAUAAAAAAGAACCUUUCCCCAUGUCAUUCCUGAAAUAUGCUAGAAAAAAAGAAAAAAAUGCGAGAUUGUCAUAGAUUGUAAAAUAAAAUGAAAAAUGAAUCCACCUGUUCAUAUGAGAAAAUAAAUCUUUAUUCAUAUCA
Molecule: messenger RNA, 4987 nt
Organism: Dicentrarchus labrax (European seabass)
Lineage: Eukaryota; Metazoa; Chordata; Actinopteri; Moronidae
Product: pro-neuregulin-2, membrane-bound isoform
Exons: 11
Coding region: 237-2366 (709 amino acids)
Biological process (GO): intracellular signal transduction; animal organ development; nervous system development
Molecular function (GO): signaling receptor binding
Source: RefSeq, a predicted model, not a curated record